GCUGGCGUGUUCACACAUUUUGCCUUGUUCAUCAGUACGAGAGCCAGAGCCGAAGGCUGAGCCGGGAUAGUCGGUGUAGCCUACUACUUCAUACGCACUAAUUACACCAUCGAGUGUAGUUUUCGCUUGUUUUACAAGCCUUCCAACGUUAUAUUCAGCAGGUGAGCUUGUACGACCAGCUAGCUCCUUCUUACUCCAACUACUUCACCAACUACUUUCCUGAGUUGGAGAAAUUAACUUCUAAGAGAGACGGUGGAGGAUACGGACACAUUUCUAUGUGCGCCUACUGCUUUGAUGCGCGGACUUACUUCAGGGUUAUUAUAUUACCACUUUAUUACAGUUUUCAUUUUCAUUUUUCCUGCAUGUGAAAGGGGAGGAAAAGGAGGUGGACCCACGCACAGUCGCCGGUCUCGUGGCUUCUUUGUAUACAGCCGCAGCUGUGUGUAAAUGUAUGGGCACUGAGCGUCUACUGCUCCUUGAGAGACAGCUCACUGGGCUCAGUCCAACCUUCAUGCGGGCUUUCUUAGAAAUGAAGCGGCUGAACCAGGUGUAUUAGGGGAACAUCAGAACUUUAGCCUAACCUUUUCUGCCCAUCGCAGUAUCUCGUUUACCCCCCCACCCCCAACAAAUCCUGGGUCAGUUUCACCGCCUUUCUUCCUCUGUCUGUCUCUGAGCGCUUGGAUUGUAAACGGCAGAAACAAACAGAGCUCCGUGCAGAGUAGGCUACAGCUGCGCGGCUCCCUCAUACACCAUGGAUGUAAGAUUUUAUCCGACUGCUGGAGGAAAUUCUAUUCCAGGAGAUCCACCAAACUUGGAUUUUGCCCACUGUCUGGGCUACUACAACUUUAAUAAGUUCCAGAAUAACAACAACUACAUGAACAUGGCAGAGGCAAAUGGUGCCCUGCUUGCUGCUGGUGAUACUUUUCAUACACCCAGCUUAGGAGACGAGGAGUUUGAGAUUCCUCCCAUUACACCUCCACCUGAAACGGAGCCUGGUCUGGGUCUGUCAGAAGUGGAUUCACCUUUCCCACCACUGCCAGAGCCCCCAGCUCCACAAAGGGGUCCUUUAAUCCCCCAGUUCCCCCCUCAGAGCCUGGAUCUGCCCUCCAUUACUAUCUCACGCAACAUGAUGGACCAGGAAGGGCUGUCUGUAAACAAUGGCCAACCUGUGAAUGUGGUCCCAGGCCAUCUUCGCCAGUACCCACCCAACCCAACUGUGGUGAUGAAGUCCAUCAUCAGCAUGAACAGCCCCAAUGGGAUGAUGUCUCGGAAUCAGCUGACCACCAUCAACCAAUCCCAACUCAAUGCACAGCUGAGCCUAAACAUGGCAGGACCCAACAUCACCCAUACUUCCCCUUCUCCACCUGCCAGCAAGUCUGCCACACCUUCCCCCUCCAGCUCUAUAAAUGAAGAUGAGCAGGAUGAUGGCAACAGGGUCACUGGAGAGAAACGACCAGCUCCCAUAGAUCCCACAAAAAAACCCAAGACUCCUAAGAAGAAGAAGAAGAAGGAUCCCAAUGAGCCUCAGAAGCCAGUGUCAGCUUAUGCCCUGUUCUUUAGAGACACCCAGGCUGCCAUCAAAGGUCAGAAUCCCAAUGCCACUUUCGGAGAAGUGUCCAAGAUUGUGGCCUCCAUGUGGGAUGGUCUGGGCGAGGAGCAGAAGCAGGUUUACAAAAGCAAAACAGAAGCUGCCAAGAAAGAAUAUUUAAAAGCCCUCGCAGCAUACCGUGCUAGCCUGGUUUCCAAGGCUGCAGCAGAAUCGGCUGAGGCCCAGACUAUACGCUCCGUGCAGCAGACCCUGGCCUCCACCAGCCUUUCACCAGGCCUGGUGCUGCCUUCGCCCCUCAACCAGCACCCCUCACUGCCAUCAGCUUCCCAGGCCCUCCAACAAGCCCUACCACGGGCCAUUGCCCCAAAACCUCUGCAGAUGAGACUAGGGGGCAGUCAGAUCGUGACCUCAGUCACAGUUUCCCACCAGAACAUGUCCUCCGGGAUGCCGCAGCAGUUGCUUGGCCAGAUUGGUCCCGGAGGGGCCAUGGUGGCAGGUGCCCAGUCAACCGCAGUGUCUCAGAUGAGCCCGCCCAUGCAGCCGGUGCAGCAACAUGUGAUGCAGCAGCUUCAGCAACAGCAACAGCAGCAGCAGAUGCACCAGCACCUCCAGCACCAUCAGAUGCAGCAACAGCAGCUGCAUAGGAGGCUCUGCACCACUCGGCAGCCCCCAGCCAGCCCCACAGCUGCAACCACACCCCUCCCAAAUCCACCCUCCCAAAUCCAGGCCCACGCCCAGGUCCUGUCCCAGGUCAGCAUUUACUGA
Messenger RNA from Monopterus albus (swamp eel), 2314 nucleotides. RefSeq names its product TOX high mobility group box family member 3 (gene tox3). The record is from RefSeq and is a predicted model, not a curated record. Bases 752 to 2314 code for a protein of 520 amino acids. Gene Ontology annotation, cellular component: nucleus. Lineage: Eukaryota; Metazoa; Chordata; Actinopteri; Synbranchiformes; Synbranchidae. The transcript has 8 exons. Gene Ontology annotation, molecular function: chromatin DNA binding. Gene Ontology annotation, biological process: regulation of transcription by RNA polymerase II.